AUGAAAAUCAAAGCUAUUCUUUUAUUCGUAGUAAUAAUAUUACAAAUAAUAGUGGGAAAUAAGGCAGACGACAAUGUCGUUGCCUCGACCGUCAGUACCAUAGUUGAGGAAGACACCACUACCAUAUCCGGCGACAUGAGUCACCUCUUGAAGAAUGACACCACUAUGGUCCCCAACGAUGACACAACCAUUCCCGAAAACACCACUAUCAUCUCCGACGAAGACAAUACUACCACUGAAAAAUAUUAUAAUCCCUACGAAGACGAAUAUCAACUGUUUCUGUGGAAGAAUUUAUUUCUAAAGGUGAAUGAUCUAUUGGUGGAGACGAAGAACAUGAACAGAGAAACGAAGGAAAUGUACAACGAAACGAAGGAAAUGCACAGCGAAAUAAAUAGACUAAACACCAAUCUGUUAGAUGUGAAUCAGAAAAUUGAUGAUUUGACCAAAAGGCAAGGGGAACUGGAAGGGAACAUGGCAAAAAUAGUGGAGCAACAAAUGUCAUCGAUGAAUGUCACCUUGAUGGAGAGGCAAGAGGAACUGGAAGGGAACGUGGCAAAAAUAGUGGAGCAACAAAUGUCAUCGAUGAAUGUCACCUUGAUGGAGAGGCAAGGGGAACUGGAAGGGAACAUGGCAAAAAUAGUGGAGCAACAAAUGUCAUCGAUGAAUGUCACCUUGAUGGAGAGAAAAGACCUUGGGACUUUACGAAAUUGGACAACAAUUGUCAGACGCAUGGACGGCUCUGUCAAUUUUUACCGAGGUUGGAAUGAGUAUAAAAAUGGGUUCGGUAAUCCACCGCACGGCGAAUUCUUUAUUGGCCUAGACAGAUUGCAUGAAUUGACGACAGCCGUUCCUAAUAUCGAACUUAAAGUGAUUUUAAGAGAUUGGCAGGGUGAGGAACGUUACGCUCACUAUGAUGGCUUUCGAAUAGGAAAUGAAGAUGAGAAAUAUCAACUCAAGGUACUAGGCAAAUACAGUGGCACUGCUGGUGAUUCCUUGGCAUAUCACAAAGGUGCGAAGUUUUCUACCUUCGAUGAGGAUAAUGAUGAAUAUGGAGUCAUCUAUUUGGACCAUAUAGAAAAGGAGAGAAUAUAA
This is a messenger RNA of Musca vetustissima, 1092 nucleotides long. Its product is annotated as fibrinogen-like protein 1. The transcript is spliced from 8 exons. The record is from RefSeq and is a predicted model, not a curated record. Bases 1 to 1092 code for a protein of 363 amino acids. NCBI's taxonomy places the organism in Eukaryota, Metazoa, Arthropoda, Insecta, Diptera, Muscidae.